Purpureocillium takamizusanense is the source of this 1540-nucleotide messenger RNA. RefSeq lists its product as uncharacterized. Gene Ontology annotation, biological process: glutathione catabolic process. The coding region runs from base 512 to 1138 and encodes 208 amino acids. Gene Ontology annotation, cellular component: cytoplasm. Gene Ontology annotation, molecular function: gamma-glutamylcyclotransferase activity; glutathione specific gamma-glutamylcyclotransferase activity. Lineage: Eukaryota; Fungi; Ascomycota; Sordariomycetes; Hypocreales; Ophiocordycipitaceae. The transcript has a single exon. The record is from RefSeq and is a predicted model, not a curated record.
AGUUUUGGCUCUACGGCUACGGGUAAGCGUUCGCUGACACUUCCUCCCGGUCCUCCUCCUCGUCCUUCCUCCUCCUAUCACCCCGCCCACUCGAAUACCCUCAACCGUCUUUCACUCAGCUCUUUUCGCUUCACACCACUCGUCAACCUGUUGCCCCAUUGCUAAUCAAAUCAACGUCCCCAGGAGUCUCAUAUGGAAACCUCCCCCUCACUUUGGUACCAACUUACCUUCCCCCCUUACCCAGAGACAAGAGAGCAACCCGUCCGACUUUAUUCACAUCGACGGGCACCUCGGCUGACAAAAGGGCCCCCUCCUUUUCGCGCUCUCCAGACAGACGAGUUUCCGGCUGGGUGACGGGCUACGUCCGGCGGUUCUGGCAGGUCUGUUGCAGCCCCUCCAGCUUCCCCCCAUCCCUCCUCCCCUUUCCGUCUCUCUCUCCCUCCCUUUUUCUUUUCUCUCUUCAACCAGACGCUCUCACUGACAACCAACCCCCACCCCUCAGGCCAGGUAAAUGUUUUUCCCCCUGUAUCUCCUCCAACGACGGACAGGUCUCAGGGCUUUCUUUGAGAUACUGACGCACGGGCUCAGCGAGGACCACAGGGGCACCCCCGAGGCCCCCGGCCGUGUCGUCACCCUCAUCGAGCGCGCCUACUGGGAGAAGCUCACCGACCACCACGACUCGGCCCCUGACCGCGUCUGGGGCGUCGCCUAUCGUAUCGUCCCCGAGCACGUCGCCGAGGUCAAGGACUACCUCGACAUCCGCGAGAUCAACGGCUACUCCAUCCACUACACGCCCUUCCAUCCCGCCGAUGGCUCGCCGCCAAUCUCCACCCUCGUCUACAUUGGCACCCCCGACAACGAGCAGUUUGUCGGCCCCCAGGACCCACACGAGCUCGCCCGCCACAUCCUCGCCAGCCGUGGCCCCAGCGGCCUCAACAAGGAGUACCUCUACAACCUCGACGUCGCCCUCGACGAGCUGUGCGCCGAGAGUGGCGACGUCCACGUCAGCGAUCUCGCCUCUCGCGUCAGGGCCCUCGAGCAGGAGCAGGCUGUCCCCUCGCCUUCCCCGCCCCCCGCCGACACACACUUCAACCGACGCAGCAGCAUAACCGAGGCCGAGGAGCUCGAAAAGGCCUGACCCCAAGGCGAGCCUAUGACAUAUGACAUAUAGAAAUAGUAGCGGGAGAAGAAGCUUUUGUCGCGAGCGAGGCGGUCGGUCCAUCCAUCAACAUCAAGACCCUUGAACCCAGUCCCCUCAUCCCCCUCCCCCCCUAUCCGACCCUGUCCACUGCCUCCCCCAUAGAGCCUUUCCUUUUCCGUCGUCUAUCUGGUCGACCCCGAACAUCGUCGUCUUCGUCAUCGUCGUCAUCAAUCUUUGUUGGCUGUCGGCUUGUUCUUGUCGCCUAGACAGGUAAUAAAAUAGACCCAACACGGCGGCACGGGAUGCGUGCUGCCCGCUCUCACGCGCGGACCCGUCUCUGCUCCAGCCAAGUGAAAAUCAUCCGAUGCCUCCCAGCCGCCGUCCCCCCCUCACAGAAAG